GGACUUACCUGAGGGGUUUUAUUCACGUUUUUUUCUUCAAUUUUUUAUAGGGCAAUUUAUUGAUAAUAAGAAGAGCUUUUAUCUCUUUUACCUGAUUGGUACAUUGCAUUUUUAGCCCAGGCAGGAGGGUCUUUUGUACUCUCUAAUGGAUUUGAGUUAUAUCCAUUAAAGCCAGUUUUCAGCAUCGCAAUCCCUUUGUGUGGGCUAAAUUUGGGCAAUUCUGAUUGAAUUUUUUCACAUUAACUGAUUUCUCGGUUCAUUUUUAAUGCAAACCCGGGUCGCAUUGUCUGGAAAAAGUCUUGAAUCUAAUCAAAUUAACUCAAAAGUUGUCUAUUUUCCCUUGUUUUUUUUAAAAAAUGCCUUUGCCAUUAAAACAUUGGACCUUUUAAAUCAUUUCCGAAAAUUGUGACUCUAAAACAAGUUACUCUCAUCGAAAAAAAUUCCAGUUAGAAAAUAUCUGACCAAUACCUGUCAAAUUUGUAAAUUGGCAGAUCGUAAAAGGAUUGGGAAACAUUUUAUUCCAAGUUUGCACUGGACAGCCUUCUAAUUCAAUUUCAUUCAUUCCUUGACUUUCAGCUGAAAUUUCUAACACUCACUCGUUCUAAUAAGAUAUAACGUUCUGACAUUUAAUUCAAAACAACAACCUAGCGUGAUUACACAGUGUAAAGCGGUAGAGUUGUCAGCUCCGGGCUUUAGUUUAAACUGAUUCCAGAUUUAUUUUAGCUACAUACUGGGUUCAACUUGCUACCGGGUUAAUAUUUCAACCGAUAAACAAACAAAUCGUCUAACAGAAAUUGAAAACAAUGAAAAUGACCCGUCGUGUUAGUUUUGCCAGUUGCUGGAACCCCCGGACUAGUUUGAGUUUGGUUGGCGACAGUUGUCGGAAAAUGUUUGCGACUACUUUUCUGCUCCUUUCUCUAAUCGACGUUUCCUCGUCGACCCAACUAGACGCAUGCAGUCAGCCUUUUACAAUUCACAAAGAGAAUUUUACCUCUGAUUACUACUGCUGGCAGUCGCUUCCAUUAAAACAUCACCUGCAAAAACUGUGGGAUAAUGAGCAGUUUCAAAAAAUGUAUGCCGAAAUGUAUCCCGAUCUAAACACGAAAGUAAAUCGAGCUUCUUUCAACAUUUCCGAUGCUAAUUUAUCAUCUAAUGCUUUCUAUCGCGACAACUUUCGAUUUCCAACUACUCUCAAAUUCCUGGAAAUAUCUCUGCCAAAUAUGGAAAGUUUCGACAUAAAUCCUUUCCAUAACCUUAUUUCCUUGAAAGAACUAAAAGUGUCGAACUUGCAAAUCGCCAAUUUCGAUUUUGAAAGGAUGUUCUGCGACAUUUCUGAGACGCUAGAUGUCCUGGAAUUAACGGAUAACAGGCUAAACUGCUCUUGCAAUCUAACCGAUUCAGUUGCGAAUAUGCGACGUUGCUUGAAACCCUCAAUUCAAAUUGAAAUUAACUGUUUGGAUAAUGAUGGAAAUGUGAUAAAUGAAGCCGAUUAUGAAGACCGGAAUCUUUGCGCUAGCGGGACGACUACUGUAGCAGCAGCGGCAACACCAGUUUUGAAACUAAACGCAAAAGAACACGAAGAUCAUCCCACGUUUGCAACUUUGGUUCUCAUAAUUAUUUUAUCUGUGGUUCUCAUUUCGAUUAUCCUUUUCGCUGUCAUCCUUUACGUGUCAAAUCGGUAUUGCCAAUCGAAACGCAAUGGGUCAAAAUACGAUUCGGCUAAAGCAAGCAAUAAGCAGAAGGAGUUUGUAGCCAACACUUAUGUCAAUUCGUCUCCCAGGCACAUUUUAGCCCCCGAAAUGCAUUUGUACGGACCCCAAAACGAGGUGCCAAGCUCCCCCAAGAAAAUGUCAAACACUCCCCCAAAGCAAGUGAAGUUUCGACCUUUGUCCCGUGAGUACCAGCCAAUUGACGGAGUCCCUUUCGACAACCAACUUCCAGUUCUGAAUUCGCCCGAACGACAAGCGAAUAUGCCCUAUAGUAUUUCGGAACAACACGAGCCGAAUGGAACCGACGAAAAUCAAAAUUGGCCUCAAGACGGUGAAUUUCAUGUUUAAGAAACACAUCCAGAGUUAUGACUGGAAACAUUGCAACCGAAGUUUGGACCUAGCCUAGCUUAUUUCCAGCUGCUUUCUUAUUAAAAAUUGAAAUUAAAAAUGGUCAGAUUUUGUAAACGCAAAAAAUAUUUGAGGCUAAAAUUUUUGAAUAGCUUCCAUUUAAAGUCUCUGAUUGCAAUAUGUGAUUUGUGAUAUGAUUUUGUACAAUUUGAUCGCAGUUUGUAGUUGAAUUUUUGAAUUGGGAAUAAUUAUUGUAUAUUUUUACGAUUGGAUUUGUAUUUCAACCGACAGUUAUGUAAUUCCCCUGCAACUAAUUAGAACUAUUUA
Symsagittifera roscoffensis is the source of this 2384-nucleotide messenger RNA. RefSeq lists its product as uncharacterized. NCBI's taxonomy places the organism in Eukaryota, Metazoa, Xenacoelomorpha, Acoela, Convolutidae. Bases 804 to 2057 code for a protein of 417 amino acids. The record is from RefSeq and is a predicted model, not a curated record. The transcript is spliced from 2 exons.